Molecule: messenger RNA, 744 nt
Organism: Nycticebus coucang (slow loris)
Lineage: Eukaryota; Metazoa; Chordata; Mammalia; Primates; Lorisidae
Product: annexin A10-like
Exons: 7
Coding region: 1-591 (196 amino acids)
Cellular component (GO): cytoplasm
Molecular function (GO): calcium-dependent phospholipid binding; calcium ion binding
Source: RefSeq, a predicted model, not a curated record
AUGGUUUCUUGUACAGAAUACAGCAGUAACCUUCAAGAGGACAUUUACUCAGAGACCUCCGGACACUUCAGAGAGACCCUUAUCAAUUUGGUCCAGGGAACCAGAGAAGACGGCUAUGCAGACCCUGCCUCGGCUGCCCAGGAUGCAAUGGUCUUGUGGGAAGCCUGCCAGCGGAACACAGGGGAGCAUAAGACCAUGCUGCAGGUAGUCCUGUGCAGCAAGAGCUACCAGCAGCUGUGGCUAGUUUUCCAGGAAUUUCAAAGUAUUUCUGGACGAGACAUAGUAGAUACCAUCAGAGAAUGCUAUGAUGGAUACUUUCAGGAGCUGCUAGUUGCAAUUGUUCUUUGUUUUCGAGACAAACCGGCCUAUUUUGCUAAUAGACAACAUAGUGCAAUCCAUGACUUUGGUUUCCAUAAUAAAACCGUAAUCAGGAUUCUAAUUGCCAGAAGUGAAAUAGACUUGCUGACCAUAAGAAAACAUUACAAAGAGCAAUAUGGAAAAUCUCUAUUUCAUGAUAUCAAAAACUUUGCUUCGGGGCAUUAUGAGAAAGCACUGCUAGCUCUCUGUGCUGGGGACAUGGAAGACUACUAAAUGAAGAGGAGGGUCUGAGGGACUAUUCAGUCCUCUUCAUCAACACAUCCAAAUGGAGAUUUUAUGACAAAUUUCAGUUAUAACUAGCAGCAUAAUUAAAAUAUAGAAUCAUACUCUCUCUUUUUUGUGAAAUUAUUCCAAGCUAAAAAUAAA